AUGCUGAUAGAUGGACUAGAUAAUAUACCCAAUCCACUGAGGCCGGGAACUCGCCCUUGGUCAAAGAUACCCGUACACAUGCUUUCAAAUCUCCCUGUUGCUUCCCCAGUGCGCCUCUACCACAAUGGGCGUUCCCAGCCUGAGACCGAGGACUCUCACCCUCGCCCAUCUCCCUCUUUACCUACCACUUCAGAUGCCGACCUCCCCCAUCUUACACCUUCCAAGACUGUGCACAUGACACAGAUCACCGAAAAACCGGAGACCAAGCGACUUGCCACAGCCGCCUGCACAGUCUCCUUCUCGAACGGACGACCCUGGGAAAUCCUUCGCGAAGGCCAAGGCACCCACAAAGGUGACGUAUUCAGCGUUGCCCGGAUCGCAGGUAUCAUGGCGGCAAAGCGGACGCCGGACCUCGUACCUCUUUGUCACCCGGGCAUCGGUAUCACUGGGGUCGAGGUCAGUGUGGAUCUGAUCGGGCCUAUUUCGAAGAGCGAUCACGGUGCCAUGCAUGUCGUGGCGUCGGUCAGCUGUUUUGGCCGCACGGGCGUUGAAAUGGAGGCCAUGACGGCUACCAUAGGAGCAGCAUUGACGAUCUAUGACAUGCUCAAGGCUGUGGAUAAAGGGAUGGUCAUUGGUUCGGUGAGGCUGUUGGAGAAAAAGGGCGGGAAGAGUGGGCAUUGGGUGCGGGAUGAUUCACAAAGCUUGGUAUAG
This is a messenger RNA of Penicillium paradoxum, 711 nucleotides long. RefSeq lists its product as uncharacterized. The coding region runs from base 1 to 711 and encodes 236 amino acids. The record is from RefSeq and is a predicted model, not a curated record. NCBI's taxonomy places the organism in Eukaryota, Fungi, Ascomycota, Eurotiomycetes, Eurotiales, Aspergillaceae. The transcript has a single exon. Gene Ontology annotation, biological process: Mo-molybdopterin cofactor biosynthetic process.